Messenger RNA from Cladocopium goreaui, 2906 nucleotides. NCBI's taxonomy places the organism in Eukaryota, Dinophyceae, Suessiales, Symbiodiniaceae. The record is from the annotation of a GenBank genome assembly.
GUUCCAUGUGUGCCAUUUCUCGUGCCUAUCUGUCCAGGAGGCAGCCCCUGCUGGCCCUGCCACCGUCGGCAGAGGAACUUCCCUGGCGGACCGCAGUGGCUGUGGCUCGGGCCAUCAUGUUCUUGUACUGUGUUUGCGGCCAAGAUUUCUGUGACUUACGAUCCGAGGCCUUGCAGGUGCUUCGAAGGAGGUUGGGCUUGGUGCAGAUGUCAUGGGGCAUCCUCAGCAAGGUGCACAAGCAAGCCUCAUGGGAGGCGAUGGUUGGAAUGGAGAUUUGGGAGGCCUCAACGAAGGUGGCCGAGUUUUAUGCGCCCAGCCAAGUGCGAUCCUGGAAAAGCAGCAAAUUACCGAAGAAACGGGAGAAAGUGGCGGAACUGGCCGGUCCCUCUGCUUUAUGGUUGCUGCCUAUUCUUGAUGAGGGCCAAAGAGAAGACCAGCGAUCCUCGCUGCGCUUGUGCUUGACCGUGCGAUGCCUCGCUGAGCCCUAUGCUGCCAAGGGCUUUCACCACGGAAACGGCUUGGCAGCGAUGGUCUGGAGGGUGCUGCCUCGCCUACGAAGCUAUCUGGAGGCCCCAGUCUCGACACCUCCGCCUCUCGCAGUGAUGAAUUUGGUGGUGCAUGUUGUGUGUGCUGCGUGCAUCUCUGCACCACCCAGUUUCCACUCAGAGGCGACGGAGCCGGAGCUGUCAGGAGAUAUGUUCCACGUGCUCACCACCUUGGCCUCUCGGGACCAAGGACCUGGAGUCCUUCAGUGCUGUGCUGGCACUGAUGGAGCAGUCCGAGCCGUACCGGAUUGGGAGCCAUUGCUAUGGCAGGCCCUGCGCGUGCUGUUGGAACAACUCAAGGGCCCCUCCAGCGAGCAGAGACGCUUGCUCCGCUGUGGGGCCAUCGCGUCAAUGGUCAGCACCCUUUUCUUGACGCAGAGCUCCAGAGAGGCCGCGGAGGCAGCGUCAGAUACAAGCAGAGACCGAAGUGCAGCAGCCAUGGCAAGGUCCCUCUACUCUUCUGCUGCUCCCGUCUCGCCCAGCGCGUCUUCGUCUGACGGUGAGCGCCGCAGUGGCACAGGUGGCACAGGGCCUCGCCGACCAGAAGCUGCCCUGGCACAGCUCGCAGCCGCGGUCGAAAGCAGCUUUGCCGUCGCCAAGUCUUUGCGCGGGCUGUUGGGUCACGCCGUGGCGGAACUUGCCAUUGAAAGGUUGGUUCUGCUACUUGCAGGAAUUCGUCGACGUUCUGCAAACAGCUCAGGUCAUUGGAUUACGACCUGGUACGACGCUUUGGUGGAUUCACUGCGACAGCUGCAAGAUCACCUCAGGUCGAAACUGCUUUUCACGUCCGCCAGUGAGGCCUGUGAUACCUUUGAGAGGUUGCCCCUGGCCCUCUGCGCCCCCGAAGCGCAGCUCUCGACCGUCUUGGCCAGCGCCUUCGCAAGCAGUGCAGAUGCGUUCCUGGCACUCUGGCGCCAGCUCAACGGCACGCGUCGCUUGGUCCUUCUCUUUGCGCAUCAUCCCAGGUUGCUGUCACCACCAUCAAAGCUUUGCAGGCGAUCCGCAAGCCUUUGCCCAGGUGGCAGUUCCUCGUUGCGUUUCGUGUGCUGCGACCGUUCGGGCGGUGCAGGAGCCCUGCAGGUGGCGGUGCAGGCCAAAGGGGCUGCUGGUUGCUGGCUGCUGCACCCUGGCCAUGCGGCCCGCUGGGCCCUGAACGAUGCUGCGGAGCAGGCCCGUGUGGAAGCCUACGCCAUGGCCGCCCUGGGCGGGACCUCGUCGUCGACAUCGGGGUCCACUUCAAGUGCACCCAACUUCGAUGCUGCAGCGGAGUUCUUGCUGGGUGGUGCUUCGGGCGAGUUGGUCUCAGAUGAGGACAUGGGCGACAGAGGCCCGGAAAUCCAACACUUCUUGGCCAGUUUGAGGUUGCCAGCUGAGACCGGGCAGGAAAGCGCUGGGCAGAAGCGCGGAGGGAUCUCCCCGCGCGUUCCUUUGGUGGACGCGCAAUCUCAUCCAUCCAAGUCCAUGUUCGCAGCAGCCAGCGAGGACGGUACAGUGCAACUCUGGUCCUUUGGCCGCCGGCUGCUGCGGCAAUUGCCGAGACCGACAGCUGUGGGAGCCACACGACAGGCUGGCCCUCAAGAUCGAGAAACCGGCGCAUCUGGAUCUGGACGUUGGCAGCUGGCCUGGAGUGCAUCCGGGCAUCGCUUGUUGGCAGUGCAGAGUGCACCUGGUACCUCGAGUGUCGUAAACCUUUGGGCUCUUGAAGGAGAUCGACUUGAGGCCACCUAUUCCUUGCAGACAGGCGCGGCGCACGCGCGACUCCUUUCUGCGACCUUUGCGUCCUACACGGGUGCCGUGGUUGCCACUGCAGGGCGACGAUCGGAGGCUGAGUUCGCUGUUCCUGGCGCACCGCCCACGGGACCUGCGCAGAAAGCGUGGCCACACGUAGCUGCCGGGAUUUGUGUGUGGGAUAGCACAUCACCUCGAAGCUCUUCGCUCAUUGCUCACGAUGGUGCAGAGGCAGCGCUGAGUAGCGCCAUGCCGCCUGAGUAUUCCUGUAUCACCUGGGUGGCCAGUCAGCAGCGUCUUCUCUGCGGAACCAAGGCGGGCGAGCUGCGCGCCUUUGAUUUACGGAUGAAGCGCUGGACGCAACGCGUGGAGGCGCACUCCGAGCCCAUGAGAUAUUGCUUUGUGAUGGAGUCGACACAGCAAGUGGCGACAUUGAGCGAGGCCGCCGAGCUGAAGUUGUGGAGCCUCAAACACUUGGAACUCAUAGACACGAUCCCGGCACUUCACCGACCCAGAGGGGUGGCAACAACUGUCGGUUUGAGCUCCAAAGCCUUGAGCUGCGCCGCGCAGUUGUCGGACAGGCACCUGAUCACCGGCGGUCAGGAUGGGACCGUGGUGCUGACCCGCCUCUGA